Messenger RNA from Oppia nitens, 917 nucleotides. RefSeq names its product eukaryotic translation initiation factor 3 subunit K-like (gene eIF3k). Gene Ontology annotation, biological process: regulation of translational initiation. The transcript has 4 exons. Bases 178 to 852 code for a protein of 224 amino acids. Lineage: Eukaryota; Metazoa; Arthropoda; Arachnida; Sarcoptiformes; Oppiidae. Gene Ontology annotation, molecular function: ribosome binding; translation initiation factor activity. The record is from RefSeq and is a predicted model, not a curated record. Gene Ontology annotation, cellular component: eukaryotic translation initiation factor 3 complex; cytoplasm.
CACGUGGUUUCCUAUUUUCUACACUAUAUGUCGUGCUAUUCAUCCAUACAUUCAGUCAGUCAUUCAAUCAUUCAUUCAUUAGACACACACAACACGUGUCCGCACAUGUCUUAAAAGACAAUUGAUUUGAUCACUGGUUAAGACACACACACAGACAGACACCGGAAACAGUAAACGAUGGCCGAAGAAAUGCAGCCCAAGAUUAAGCAAAUGCUUCGGGGAAUUGACCGUUACAAUCCGGACAACUUGGAAGAACUGGAGUUUUAUAUCGAUCGGCAAUCGGAGGACAACUACUACGAUAUUGAGGCCAAUCUGGCCGUCUUGAAGUUGUAUCAGUUUAAUCCGAAAGAGACGAAAAAGACAACAGUCGUGAAGAUAUUGUUGAAGGCGUUGACGGCACUGCCGAACACUGAUUUUGUUCUUUGCAAAUGUCUGAUCGAUAGCCAGCUGUUGGAAGACGACACCAUCAAAGGGAUACAACGGUUGCAUGAAUUGCUUGAAACGUGUCAUUUUGAAGUUUUCUGGAAGGAACUAUUGGAAAAUCCAUUGCUGUACAAAGGGAUCGUCGGAUUUGAGGACUCUAUUCGCAAAUUCAUUUGUCACGUCAUUCAAAUCACAUACCAGACCAUCAAGAAGACGUCGCUGAGCGUACUGUUGGGCGAUUUGGCUGACAAUGACCUGAAACAUUGGAUGUCGGUAAUGGGCUGGAAAGACGGCGGUAUCGGUGACAAUGAAGAAGCGGAAAAGGGUUUAGUGUUUGUUACCAAUCAGGAAGAGAACAUCAAGACUAAGAAUAUCACCGAAAAGAUUGAUCUCGAAAAUGUAGCCCAAGUUAUAGCCGCAUAUCGAUGAAUGAAAGUUUGAAUGAGAGUUUGUGUGUGUAUUAUAUAAACAAAAAUUAAUGUAUAAAAACAAUA